Molecule: messenger RNA, 1060 nt
Organism: Phodopus roborovskii (desert hamster)
Lineage: Eukaryota; Metazoa; Chordata; Mammalia; Rodentia; Cricetidae
Gene: Cavin3
Product: caveolae associated protein 3
Exons: 2
Coding region: 70-843 (257 amino acids)
Cellular component (GO): caveola; cytoplasm
Molecular function (GO): protein kinase C binding
Source: RefSeq, a predicted model, not a curated record
GGCGGAGAAAAGCGGCCCAAGCCCAGAACGCAGCCAUCAGCCACAGAGCAGGCAGGGUAGUCAGAGAUCAUGGGGGAGAGCACGCUGGAGUCCGGGCCUGUGCCCGGGGCGCCGGCUGGGGGCCCAGUGCACGCCGUCACCGUGGUGACCUUGCUGGAGAAACUGGCCACCAUGCUGGAGGCGCUGCGGGAGAGGCAGGGUGGCCUGGCGGGCUCGGUGCGCCGCAUCCAGAGUGGCCUGGGCGCACUUAGUCGCAGCCACGACACCACCAGCAACACACUGGCGCAGCUGCUGGCCAAGGCGGAGCGCGUGGGCUCUCAUGCCGACGCAGCCCAAGAGCGGGCGCUGCGCCGCGCUGCUCAGGUACAGCGGCUGGAGGCCAACCACGGGCUGCUGGUGGCGCGCGGGAAGCUGCACGUCCUGCUCUUCAAGGAGGAGACUGAAAUCCCAGCCCGCGCCUUCCAGAAAGCACCAGAGCUCUUGGGCCCUGAGGACCAGUCGGUGCUGGGCCCAGAGCAGCCAGAGGAUCAAGUCGGAGAGAGUUCCGACGAGGAUCCAGUGGAGUCCCGGGCUCAGAGGCUGCGACGCACCGGCUUGCAGAAGGUACAAAGCCUAAGAAGGGCCUUUUCCAGCCGUAAAGGUCCUGAAGCAGCACAGCCCAUACCAGUCAAGCCGCCACGCCUAGGGCCUGUCCGGAUCUCUGAAGGCCCACCAGAUGGCCAGCCUGCAGCUCAGCCAGCUGCGCUGGAGUCCUCAGUAGAGUCUGCUCUGGAGCCAGAACCUCCUCAGGCUACCAAUGAAGAUUCUGGGAGGCCUGCACUUCAAAUAGAGAGUGCAGCCUGAUCACUGGAGCUGCCUACCCCACUUGGUGCUUAUGCAUUGUCCUAAAAUAAAUCCUUAAAGCAUGCAGCACUUACACCCAAAUAAGGAGAAAACCCUGAAUCCACUGCCCAGUUCCCAUCCUCCCUUCCUGGCCUUCUAGUCUGGUAACCUGUAUCCUCUGAAAGAGGAACAUUCGGCCUAAUUUAGGCUCACCAGCAAUAAAAAUAAUUUCAUCCAA